Messenger RNA from Ophidiomyces ophidiicola, 1710 nucleotides. It is a transcript of the gene ALO1, whose product is annotated as D-arabinono-1,4-lactone oxidase. The record is from RefSeq and is a predicted model, not a curated record. The transcript has a single exon. Gene Ontology annotation, molecular function: FAD binding; D-arabinono-1,4-lactone oxidase activity. The coding region runs from base 1 to 1710 and encodes 569 amino acids. Lineage: Eukaryota; Fungi; Ascomycota; Eurotiomycetes; Onygenales; Onygenaceae. Gene Ontology annotation, cellular component: mitochondrion; membrane.
AUGGACUCAUUCGAUCCCCAGGUAGCAUACGAGCUGUCCAAGCUAGACCCAAACGUGCCCUUCCGAGCGAUCAAAGCGCAUUUACACCAUACCUGGGCCAAGACCUUUUAUUCCCGGCCGGAACUUUACAUCCAGCCCGAAUCCGUUGCUGAGAUUCAAAAAGUUGUGAAUCUAGCGCGGAGAUGUCGACGUCGGCUUGUGACAGUCGGCAGUGGCCAUUCGCCUUCAGACUUGACUUGCAGCUCCUCAUGGAUCAUCAACCUCGACAAUUUUCGCCGUAUUCUAUCGUUCUCUACCGAAACUGGAAUCGUAACCGUGGAAUCAGGGAUAAGACUCUGGCAGCUAGGCGACGAAUUAGAAAAACGAGGCUUGAUGCUACCGAAUCUAGGCAGUAUUGAUAGCCAAUCCAUUUCGGGUGUGAUAUCGACAGGCACCCAUGGAAGCUCUCUGCGAUUUGGCCUAUUAUCUGAUUCCGUACUCUCUCUGUCCAUAGUGCUUGCGAACGGCCAGGUUGUGCGAUGCAGUAAUGCAAAUAACUCCACGUUAUUCCGCGCGGCUCUUAUAUCUCUGGGCGCAAUUGGAAUCAUUACUGAAAUGACAAUACAGGCUGUUCCUACGUUCAAUAUCGCUUGGAAACAAGUUUUGAAAUCUCUUCCCCAGGUGCUAGAGGACUGGGACACCGGACUGUGGACAAGCUCCGAAUACGUCAGGGUAUGGUGGCUACCGUACCUUAAACGUGCUGUCGUUUGGCGUGCCGACAAAACUGAGCUAGAGUUACGGAAUCCGCCUUCAAAUUUCUAUGGGGGCCGACUGGGGAACGCAAUUUAUCAACAUUUAUUAUACCUAUCAACCUAUUUUCCAAGGCUGUUGCCAUGGAUUGAAUGGUUUAUCUUUGGCAUGCAAUAUGGCUUUAAGCCUGAAAAGUGCGUGACGGAGGCUGUUCAGCCAGGUCGGACUGGCUUGUUGAUGAACUGUCUAUACUCUCAAUUUGUCAACGAAUGGGCCAUUCCGUUAGAAAAAGGACCGGAAGCAAUAACUAGAAUGUCAGCAUGGCUCAAUGGCGAUACUAAAACUGCGAAUAUACCGUUUAGCCCUAAAGACGUUUACGUGCAUUCUCCCAUCGAAGUUCGUGUUUCCGAUACGUCGAAGUCAGCCACUCCCCGCCCUUAUUUGGAUCCUUCAAACAGGCAGGGCCCGACCUUGUAUCUCAAUGCCACUCUCUACCGCCCCCACCUUCGCAACCCCCCUUGUACUGAGAGGUACUAUGAAGCAUUUGAAUGGCUGAUGCGCGAACUUGGGGGGCGCCCUCACUGGGCCAAGAAUUUUACCGAAACCCUCGGUCCGACUGAGUUUCAUAACAUGUACGGGAAUGACCUAGACGAAUGGCUUCAAGCUAGAAACGAAGCAGACCCUGAAGGAAUGUUUUUGGGUGAAUGGCAUCGAAGAACACUGCUCCCCGCUCAGAAAAUAGAAUCGGAUGACCCUUUCCCACUGGCAGAGCGAGAGCAAGAGCGCCGAAGAUUCGGUAAAUUCGGCGCAGGCGAUGGUCUUGAGUGGAUUGGAAAGAAAGCGUGGACCCGCAUAACAGAUCAAACUGAAGAAGGUGAAAAGAACGGCACCCCUUCCACUCCUAGUCCACCGGCAACGACUACCAGUGAGGAGAGUUUUGACUACUUGGCCCGUGGUGAAGCAAGUAUCAUGGUCGUCUAA